Carya illinoinensis is the source of this 1319-nucleotide messenger RNA. Its product is annotated as RHOMBOID-like protein 10, chloroplastic. The record is from RefSeq and is a predicted model, not a curated record. The transcript has 9 exons. The coding region runs from base 89 to 1108 and encodes 339 amino acids. Gene Ontology annotation, cellular component: chloroplast membrane. Lineage: Eukaryota; Viridiplantae; Streptophyta; Magnoliopsida; Fagales; Juglandaceae. Gene Ontology annotation, molecular function: serine-type endopeptidase activity.
UUUAAAAAAAAAAAUAAAAAAAAAACGUUGGACUCCAAACUGACACGCAGACAGUAGUUUCGGAGUUUGGAGGAGGAGAGAAAGGGAAAUGGUGGGUUCAGCUCUGCCUCAGCCAGCCUGGUUCCACAUAUGGGAGGUGGCCUCCACACCCACACCCACAUCAAGACCGCUUAGUCUCGCCACCACCGCAACUUCUUUCCACAUCGGCCACCUUCUCCGCCUCCAUGUCAGCCAGCGCCUUGAAUUAGGGUUGCUUCUUCAUUCCCGCUUCCAGAAACUAUCCUGUCUGGAUCACGUGCCUAGAUUGAAGGAUGUAUGGCGCGAAAAAGCCUUCCAAUUCAGGGAAAUUAAUUUUUUUCAGUUAUCAAAAGAUGCUGUGACAUCCACAUAUUCAACUGGUCUAUCUUUCUUUGAUGGGGGAGAAAAAAGAAAGGGAUUUAGAAAUGAUGGGGUGCCGCACUCAAAGAUAUCAGGCAAGAAUGCAUUCGAUGGAAGAAGAUGGACCAAUAUUCUACUUGCUGCUAAUGUAUUAGUUUUUAUUGCACAAACCGCAACACAAGGGAAACUACUAUUAUGGGGAGCUAAGAUAAAUAGUCUCAUUGACGCAGGCCAACUGUGGAGGCUAGCAACAUCUUCCUUUUUGCAUGCCAACGUUGGGCAUCUAAUGGUCAACUGUUAUUCUUUGAAUUCAAUUGGUCCUAAUGCUGAGAAAAUCAGUGGUCCUAGGAGAUUUCUUGCAGUUUACUUUGCCUCUGCGAUUGCAAGUUCAGCAAUGAGUUAUUGGUUUUGCAAAGCACCUGCGGUGGGUGCUUCGGGAGCAAUCUUUGGACUAGUUGGAGCAGUUGCUGUGUUUGUAAUGAGGCAUAGACAACUGGUUGGAGGUGGCAAAGAAGAUCUGCAACACAUAGCACGAGUUGUUGUUCUGAAUAUGACUAUCGGACUACUGUCCAAAGGCAUUGAUAACUGGGGACAUUUAGGAGGCUUUCUUGGUGGGGCUGCCACAUCUUGGCUUCUUGGACCUGCAUGGAAGUAUGAGUCUGUUUCGAAGGAUGGACGGAGAGUUUUUGCGGACAGGGCACCAAUAUUCUACCUCAUCCAGAGAAAAUGAGAAACGUAGGCGAUUUUACUGAAACUACUGGUUUCUAGACUGAGCUUUCUCUAAUUUCUUGAAAUGAGAUACUCGUAUGGAAUAUUAUUAUUCGGUUAAAAGGUGCAUUGCUGGUUGUUUCUUCUUUAUUUACACUGAGAUCGCUAUUAUUGUACUUCUAGCUGGAUAUAUAUUCAUAUUAGCUUAUAUAUCAUGUUUUUUCCUUCGACUA